AUGCAGGCGGAGUUAGAGAUGAUUCAGCGGCGGAAGGCCGAGUUGGAGACUCGGUAUUCCGCCGCCAAGGCCGGUGGGGCUGAGACGGCCCAGAUAGAGGCGGAGGCGCAGCAGAUUCUGGCAUAUGAGCAGGCGGUGUUGAGCAAGCAGCAGGACGAGCGGGCGACGAUUCUUUGUUGCAGUUGCGGAGUACCUGUGCAGGCCAAUGAGACCCGACUAUGCUUGACGUGUUUGGAACAACGGGGCGGUGUGGCUGAGGAGAUCAGUGAGACCAAUACGGUGAACUACUGCAAGUCAUGUCAGAGGUACGAGUCCAAAAACCAGUGGUUGAUGUGUGAGUGGGAGUCGAAGGAAUUGCUGGCGCUAUGCCUCAAGCGCAUUCGCAAGCCCAAGGACGUGCGUCUUGUUGAGGCCAGCUUCAUCUGGACGGAAUCGCACAGUAGGCGUAUCAAAGUGCAAAUAGGCGUGGAACGCGAAAUUGACAACGUCACUAUCCGUCAGAAGAAAAUAGUCACCUUUGUUGUCACCACACGGCAGUGCGAUGAGUGCACUAAGUCCGUCACGCCGCACAUCUGGGUUAGCAACGUGCAGGUGCGGCAAAGAGCAGGCGUCAAGCGCACCAUGCUCUUCCUCGAGCAGCUCAUCCUCAAGUACGAGAUGCACAAGAACUGUAAUAACAUCGUGGACACGCCAGAUGGUCUUGACUUCCAGUUCUCAAAGCCGCAGCACGCCCAGGCGCUCGUACAGUUCAUCAGACAACACAUCUGUUGCAGAGUCGCCCCAACUGCUACACAGCUCGUUUCUCACGACGCAAAGUCCAACGUGUUUAGAAACAAGUACACCACUAUCAUUGAGCUGUGCCCCAUUAACCGUAACGAUCUCGUAUAUAUACCGAAGAAGAUUGCCUCCCACCUAGGGGGUGUCCCUUCUCUCAUGAUUUGCGAUCGUGUGUCCAGCGGUAUUCGACUCGUCGACCCAAUUGGGCUACGGAAUGUAGAUCUGGAUGGAGAGCGCUACUUCAAACUCGGAUUCCAAAGUUUGUCCUCUCGCAUGGUCGAAUUUAUGGUACUCGACGCACAACCUGUCGAUCCAAGCAAGAUUGCUACCGCCGGCAUUGCCGGCAGAUUCCUACAGGGUAUGGCUAAUAAAUAUGCGCCAACUGCCGGCCCCCUCAGCAGGCAAUCCAAUGCCCAAAUUCCCAGCCAGCUGGGAAACAAUGGUGCCUUGGAUCAAUUGAUUCAAGACCAACAGAUGCAAGGUCUUACGCAGGCACAAGACGAGGUUUCAGUUACGUCAACUGUGAGAACUUCUGCUGUCAGGGGACGCAACAACAUGGUACUGGCUGAGGUCGAACUCUGCAAGUGCAGUGACCUGGGAGUCAACGAACGCUACGUCCGAACCAUCAGUCAUCUGGGUGCAUAUCUAAAGUCCGGCGACAUCGUGCUGGGCUACGACCUCGCGACCAAUAACUUUAGUGAUAGCGAUGGAGCUUUGAACGAGGUGCUACGAAAUUUCCCUUACGAAGUCAUGGUCGUUAAGAAACAAAGUCACAAAAAGGUCAAACAGUGGGAAUUCCAGAACUUGCCCAAGGACAUCCGCACACGCAAAUGCAGCGAACAUGAAAUCGCCCAAGCCGAACAAGAUAUCGACGACCUCGCACAGGAACUUCAAGCACUGCAAGUGUAA
Molecule: messenger RNA, 1686 nt
Organism: Gregarina niphandrodes
Lineage: Eukaryota; Apicomplexa; Conoidasida; Eugregarinorida; Gregarinidae
Product: NMD3 family protein
Exons: 1
Coding region: 1-1686 (561 amino acids)
Biological process (GO): ribosomal large subunit export from nucleus
Cellular component (GO): cytoplasm; nucleus
Molecular function (GO): ribosomal large subunit binding
Source: RefSeq, a predicted model, not a curated record